Linum trigynum is the source of this 1485-nucleotide messenger RNA. The record is from the annotation of a GenBank genome assembly. NCBI's taxonomy places the organism in Eukaryota, Viridiplantae, Streptophyta, Magnoliopsida, Malpighiales, Linaceae.
AUGGAGAUGAUUAACAAUAUCACUCCAAUCCAUUUGAGCUUAGCGCUAGCUGUCCUCUCAGUUUUCCUCUACUGCUGGUUCGGCACCCGAACCGGGAAGAGCGUCAAGGGGAAGCUCCCUCCGGGCUCGAUGGGUCUCCCCAUCAUCGGGGAGACCCUCCAGUUCUUCGUCCCUUACACCUCCAACGACGUCUCGCCUUUCAUCGACGAGAGAAUCAAAAUGUACGGUCCUGUGUUCCGUUCGAAACUGAUCAACCGACCGAUCAUCGUGUCGACCGACGCGGAGGUGAACCAGUUCGUGCUGAGGCAAGAAGGGGUGUCGUUCAAGCCGUCGUACACCAAGAGCUUCAACGACAUCGUCGGCGACGACAGCUUCUUCCUGCUCGAGGGAUCGGCGCACAGGCAGGUCAAGAACAUGGUUGUCGAGAAGUUCGGACACAACGGCAUGAGAUCGCUCAUGUACGACUUCGAAACACAUGUCGGCCGACACCUCGUCUCCUGGUCGGCCCAACCUAGCGUUGAACUGAAACAAGCGGCUUUCACGAUGUUCUUUAGCUUUGCGUUUGAGAAGAUGUUCAGCUUGAGCGACGCGAAGCUAGUGGAGGAAUUCCAAGGAUGUUAUGAUGAUUUCGUCUUUGGAUUGUUCUCCGCCCCUUUCUACAUUCCCGGCACCUGUUACUGGAAGUGUUUGAGAGGACGGAAGCGGGCAGUGAACACCAUCAAGAGAAUAAUGGAAGAAAGAAGAUCACAAGUGUCGUCUGAUUCCCACAAGGAAGGAAGAACAAGCGAUUACCUCGACUUUGUGCUGGAAGAAAUGAGGAAGGAUGGAACAACAGUAACCGAGAAAGUGGCCGUAGAUUUACUGUUCGGUCUUCCUUUUGCGGCUUCCGAAAACGCUUCCUCCACCGUCGUCUGUGCAGUUCAAUACUUGACCAACAAUCCCACGGCACUCCAAGAACUUACUAGAGAGCAUGAAGCUAUUCGGAAGGGCAGGGAAGAGAGUGAUGAAUCAUGUGGAAUCAGCUGGAAAGAAUACAAGUCCAUGACUUUUACCCAAAUGGUAAUCAACGAAACCAUAAGACUGACAAAUGUAGUGCCUGUGCUUUUUAGGAAGGCACUAAAAGAUGUUGAAGUGAAGGGAUACUGGAUUCCAGCGGGAUGGACUGUGGUGGUCGUUCCAACUGCAGUGCAUAUGAACCCUAAAGUAUACGAUGAUCCUUUGAGCUUUAAUCCAUGGAGAUGGCAGGGCCAACAGCUGAAUUCUGUGUCACAGAAUUUCAUAGCUUUUGGAGGGGGAAGUAGGCUUUGUCCUGGAGCAGAUUUUUUCAGGCUACAAAUGGCCAUUAUUUUGCACCAUCUCGUCACCAACUAUAGGUGGGAUGUGAUCAAAGGAAAGGAACCGGUUCGAUACCCCGCACUAGCAUUUCCAGAUGGCUUCCAUGUCAAUAUCUUGGAAAAGAACGAGCAACUCGGAAGUAACAAAUAA